AAAACACUUGCCCUGCUUUAAACUCUCACUUUUACAAACUCACCCGAACCCGACACAGCCUUUCAGAACAGGAAGAGGGAGCGACUUUACACAACAAUGGGUGUAUUACCACUGGUGCUCCUGUUGGGGUCGCUGUUUCUCUGUGGACGCGUCCAGGCGCUGUCCUCCGCCAUGGACGUUCUCAAACAGGACGCACUUCAGUGGGAUGGCUCUGCAACCUGCAGUAAGUGGGACUGCGACUGUCCGUUCUCGCGCCAACGGGGCUGCUGCUGCGCGGCCAGUGAGAUGUACCAAGUAGAAGAAGAGAGCUUCAAAAGGAUAAAGUGUUUGUGGGAGAAAACCACAUCCCUGAGUAGCAGAGUCAACGCGCUAUCAGAUGGUUUCAAGGUUUCCUUCAAGGCCACCAUGGAUCCAAAUAUGGCCGCCCUAAUUCCCGGAUCCACUGAGCGUUGCUUUGGUCCUUUCAACACCAACGUGCCGAUCCCUUUGUCCAAAGUGACGCUCAACUCUGGCAACGGAUACAACCCCUCACUGGGUGUCUUCACCGCCACUUGUCCCGGUGUUUACAUGUUCUCCUUCACCACCUUCUCCUCCGUCCCAGAGGGUGGACGCCUCUACCACAAGGUCCAGCUCAUGAAGAACGGCAAGGUGGGGGCCGGCGUGUGGGAGAACAACCGGGAGGACGCCGAGGACAGCGCCACUCAGGUUGUGGUGAUGGAGAUGCAGCGAGGCGACCAGGUCUAUCUGGAGCUGCUGUCCGGGAGAAAGCUGUGCACAAACAUGGACUACAAUAUAUUCACCGGUCACAUCGUGUACCCAUACACCGAGUGAGCAUCCCGGCAGGAUCAUCGAGGGGUCGUUGGAAAUCCGCUUCUCUUCACGCAACUAAGAGAUUGAAUAAAUAAACAAAUCUAAUUAUGACCCCA
Molecule: messenger RNA, 926 nt
Organism: Fundulus heteroclitus (mummichog)
Lineage: Eukaryota; Metazoa; Chordata; Actinopteri; Cyprinodontiformes; Fundulidae
Gene: cbln18
Product: cerebellin 18
Exons: 7
Coding region: 97-831 (244 amino acids)
Molecular function (GO): protein binding
Source: RefSeq, a predicted model, not a curated record